This is a messenger RNA of Suillus clintonianus, 882 nucleotides long. RefSeq names its product 6-phosphogluconate dehydrogenase C-terminal domain-like protein. The coding region runs from base 1 to 882 and encodes 293 amino acids. Gene Ontology annotation, molecular function: oxidoreductase activity, acting on the CH-OH group of donors, NAD or NADP as acceptor; NADP binding. The transcript is spliced from 3 exons. The record is from RefSeq and is a predicted model, not a curated record. NCBI's taxonomy places the organism in Eukaryota, Fungi, Basidiomycota, Agaricomycetes, Boletales, Suillaceae.
AUGCCGCGUCUGGCAGUAGUCGCCGCUGGGGCCAUGGGCUCUGCCGUGGCGAAGCGCCUAGUCAGCUUCGGCUGUACAGUAUACACCAAUCUUGAUGGCCGCUCUGAAGCCACGCGAAAGCGCGCCCAAGAUGCAGGGAUGAUUAACGUUUCCAUCAAUGAGCUUGUGCUCAAGUCAGAUUGGAUUCUAAGCAUUUUGCCACCAAGGGACGCUGUGUCGUUUGCCGAAAAGAUACAGGAUGCUGCUGCCAAACAUGGGAGCGCAUUUCCCUCCCCACGAACAUUUGUGGACUGCAACGCUGUGAACCCGGAAACGGUAAAGCGUAUCGCGGCCCUAUUUGCAGGGACGAGUGUCAAGUUUGUCGAUGCUGGCAUUAUUGGAGGGCCCCCGAAAGGCAACUAUGAUCCUACAUUCUAUGCAUCAGCAGAAGACGGGAAGAUGUUGGAUGAAUUCACUGCGCUGUCGAACUAUGGGUUGAAAGUAUCUCCUCUGAAAGGAGAAGGGGUCGGGGUCGGGGACGCUAGCGCACUCAAGAUGUCAUAUGCUGGAAUAACAAAGGGAACGACGGGUUUGUAUACCACGAUGGUACUAGCGGCUCAUGCAUCGUCGCCUGCGACCGCAGAUGCUCUCAUGAGAGAGCUACAUAUGUCCCAGCCUGUUUUGUUGAACCGCCUGGUUGAGGCUGUACCGCCCAUGCUACCGAAAGCGUACAGAUGGAUUGGAGAGAUGGAAGAAAUUGCUGACUUUGUUGGUGGGGGUGAGGGGGACGUGUACCGGGGUAUAGCGAAAGUAUAUGAGCGGAUUGAAAAGUCGAUAGCGGGUGACGAGGUGGACGUAGCGACGUUGAGGAAAUUUGUAGAGAAAGCAAAGAAAUUGGACUAG